Trypanosoma grayi is the source of this 1533-nucleotide messenger RNA. Its product is annotated as enolase. Gene Ontology annotation, biological process: glycolytic process. Gene Ontology annotation, molecular function: phosphopyruvate hydratase activity; magnesium ion binding. Gene Ontology annotation, cellular component: phosphopyruvate hydratase complex. Lineage: Eukaryota; Euglenozoa; Kinetoplastea; Trypanosomatida; Trypanosomatidae. The transcript has a single exon. Bases 1 to 1533 code for a protein of 510 amino acids. The record is from RefSeq and is a predicted model, not a curated record.
AUGGAGUCGCUCUCGUGGAAGCGGUACGACGCCCAGCACAAGCUCUCUGACGCCCUCACGCUGGCGGCGCGCUCGUGCGUCGAUGUGCGUGCGGCGCGACCGGUGGAGUACCUCGCGGCGUACUUCACGAAGAUGUGCACCGGCGACGAGAUUCGCAGCAUCUUGACGUACACGUUGUACCUCCCCGGCGGCACGCAUGCGCUGCAGUUCUCGCUGCAUCUUCUUAACGGCAUGGAGGCGGAGUCAACGGCGUUGCUGCAGCCCUGCCACGGAGAGGGCAGCAGCACGGCGGAUGAGAACACCGAUUCCACCACCGCCGUUGCGGAUUUGAUCAGGCAGAAUUAUAUUCCGCAACUCCUCAAGUGCGGUGCGUGCGAUCAGAAACGGUUCGACGAGAUCCUGCACCACGUGCACGCCUCUGCGGAAAACAGUGCAUGCGUGGGGCUUUCCGUGGUGCACGCCCUAAGCGUCGCAGCGGCGAGCGCAGCAGCACGUUGCUCCUCUCUGCCGUUGUUUCAGUACCUGCGUAAAUCGAUUGCGCCGUCCGAUGACGUGGAGUCUUUCGCGAUGCCGCAGUUGUGCAUUAGCUUUUUUGGUCCUGAAAACCUGUCAUCAGCUCGUGUGGCGGUGCGGGAUGUCUUUCUGAUUCCAGCAAUGCCGGAAGGCGUGAUUAAUAGAGGCAUCAUCCAGAAGAUUUUCGCUGCGUUUCGUCACUUUAGCCGAGUGCACGGUGCUGCAACGCGUGGCGACGGCUCCCUCGCAUUUGACGGCUUUGAGAGUUUGGCAGAGGCUGUGAGUUUGGCGGAAGAGGCAGUGCGGGCAGUGGGCCUCACGCCCGUAGAGGACGUGUGCGUUGGACUGCGUCUCGCUGCGGCGGUGGUGCCUGCGUCCGGAAAGGACAACAAGGAGCCGUCCGAUGUCAUGUACGCGCUCUUUCCCGGUGAUGUGGACGUUUCCGGGUCCCAGGUGGCAGAGUACGUGCGGGAGCAGCUGCAGCAGCGCACAGACUUCGUGGUGUACGUGGAGGACACACACUGCGACCGGGACGCUGCGGGUCUGCGCCGCCUGCAGUCACGCAUGGGCGCUGCUCUGACGGUGUCCGGGCGCGAGCUCUACCUGCACAGCGGCUACGGGCGGGUGGAGCAGGGCCUCAGCGAGCUGUGGACAUCCAACGUUGUUGUCGAGCCCAGCGGUGCGGGCACGUUGUCAGACGUGUACGAUAUCGCGCGUCGUGUGUGGCAGCACGAGGGCCGCUGCGUCAGCUUUGCGACGCACGACUUGGGGGGGAACGCCGCGUUUGUGGCGCACCUCGCCGUUGGCGCCGGGGGAAAAUACAUCUGCACGGGCGGACUCCUCGGCACCGCGCAGUGCGACGUGCUGUCGCACCUGAUGUCCAUCCAGGACGACCUGGAGCACACACGGAUGUUGUGCCACGAGGCGCCCAAGUUGCCAAAGAUGGAGCUGCCGGAGGCGCCAACGGACGCCGUGCCGGAGAUCAAACGCCGACUCGAGAAGAAGAAGCGGAAGAAGUGA